ACUGCCGGGGACAACGGGGCGCCAGGGGCGUGCGGGGAAGCCUCCGCGCAUGCGCAGUGAGGCCUGUCUGACCGACCUUCAGCAGGGCCAGUAGCACCAUGUUCUCUCGGGCGGCCGUCGGUGGCCUCUCGGCCUGGGCCGUGCAGCCGCAAUGGAUCCAAGUUCGAAAUAUGGCAACUUUGAAAGAUAUUACCAGGCGACUAAAGUCGAUCAAAAACAUCCAGAAAAUUACCAAGUCUAUGAAAAUGGUAGCAGCAGCCAAAUAUGCCCGAGCUGAGAGGGAGCUGAAACCAGCCCGCGUGUAUGGAAUAGGGUCUCUGGCUCUGUAUGAAAAAGCUGAUAUUAAGGCGCCUGAAGACAAGAAAAAACACCUCCUUAUUGGUGUGUCCUCAGAUCGAGGGCUGUGUGGUGCUAUUCAUUCCUCGGUUGCUAAGCAGAUGAAGAGUGAGGUAGCCACGCUCACGGCAGCCGGGAAGGAAGUUAUGAUUGUUGGAGUUGGUGAUAAAAUCAGGGGUAUACUUCAAAGGACUCACUCUGACCAGUUUCUGGUGACAUUCAAAGAAGUGGGAAGAAAACCCCCUACUUUUGGAGAUGCAUCAGUCAUUGCCCUGGAGUUAUUAAAUUCUGGAUAUGAAUUUGAUGAAGGAUCUAUCAUCUUUAAUCGAUUCAAGUCUGUCAUCUCGUACAAGACAGAAGAAAAGCCCAUCUUUUCGCUUGAUACCGUUGCAAGUGCUGAGAGCAUGAGUAUCUACGAUGAUAUUGAUGCUGAUGUGCUGAAGAAUUACCAAGAAUACAGUCUGGCCAACAUCAUCUACUAUUCUCUAAAGGAAUCCACCACGAGUGAGCAGAGUGCCCGGAUGACGGCCAUGGACAACGCUAGCAAGAAUGCCUCUGAGAUGAUUGACAAAUUGACUUUGACAUUCAAUCGUACCCGCCAAGCUGUCAUCACAAAAGAGUUGAUUGAAAUCAUCUCUGGUGCUGCAGCUCUGUAAAGAAGGAAAAUUCAGUCGGCUGAUUUUGUUUUUAGCUUACUGCUGUCCUGUCAGAAGAAAUUGUUGGCCCAUUGUUUAAAUUACUAAAGACAGCAAGAUAUUUGUAAAUUAUCUUAUAAUAAACAACUUACCAUAA
This is a messenger RNA of Ceratotherium simum simum (southern white rhinoceros), 1128 nucleotides long. The record is from RefSeq and is a predicted model, not a curated record. NCBI's taxonomy places the organism in Eukaryota, Metazoa, Chordata, Mammalia, Perissodactyla, Rhinocerotidae.